Messenger RNA from Cercocebus atys (sooty mangabey), 1142 nucleotides. RefSeq names its product crumbs family member 3 (gene CRB3). NCBI's taxonomy places the organism in Eukaryota, Metazoa, Chordata, Mammalia, Primates, Cercopithecidae. The transcript is spliced from 5 exons. The coding region runs from base 536 to 922 and encodes 128 amino acids. The record is from RefSeq and is a predicted model, not a curated record.
CAAGCGAUCCUCUUGCCUCAGCCUCUCAAAGUGUUGGGAUUACAGGCGUGAGCCAUUGUGCCUGGGCGGGUGUUUUUUCUCAUUGAGCGCUCCCCAUCCAAGUCUGCCCUAGGCAGGAGUGCCUCGUGCACGGGUACAUACAUACCCCGUGCGUCUCCACACCUGUGCGCUCCUACACAUGGCUCGCAAUGCAGGUGUGAGGGUCCCGUUACAGGUGCGCCCGCAGCGCGGCCCCGCCCCCUUCUUGGCUCCGCCCUCUUAUCGAGGCUCAGGUGCACAAGCCGGAAGUGCGCUCUCCUCCCAGGUGAGUGACUAAACUUUCCGGGUCACGUGAGCGGGCGGAGCCGGUGGGAUCGGACCCAAAGACCGACCGACGGACCGAGGGUUCGAGGGAGGGGCACGGACCAGGAACCUGAGCUAGGUCAAAGACGCCCGGGCCAGGUGCCCCGUCGCAGGUGCCCCUGGCCGGAGAUGCGGUAGGAGGGGCGCGCGCGAGAAGCCCCUUCCUCGGCGCUGCCAACCCGCCACCCAGCCCAUGGCGAACCCCGGGCUGGGGCUGCUCCUGGUGCUGGGCCUGCCGUUCCUGCUGGCCCGCUGGGGCCGAGUCUGGGGGCUAACCUCCACAGGAUUGACCUCUUCUGCAUAUGACAGUAGCACUGUUGUGCCUUCACCCACCAGCCCCGGCUCCAGCUCCAAUGGCAACUUGUCUCAGGGGGCCAUCACUGCUAUCAUUGUGGUCUUCUCCAUCCUGGCCAUCUUGCUCCUGGCUGUGGGGCUGGCACUGUUGGUGUGGAAGCUUCGGGAGAAGCGGCAGACGGAGGGCACCUACCGGCCCAGCAGCGAGGAGCAGUUCUCCCAUGCAGCUGAGGCCCGGGCCCCUCAGGACUCCAAGGAGACGGUGCGGGGCUGCCUGCCCAUCUAGGUCCCCUCUCCUGCAUCUGUCUCCCUUCAUUGCUGUAUGACCUUGGGGAAAGGCAGUGCCCUCUCUGGGCAGUCAGAUCCACCCAGUGCUUAAGAAUAGCAGGGAAGAAGGUACUUCAAGACUCUGCCCCUGAGGUCAGGAGAGGAUGGGGCUAUUCACUUUUAUAUAUGUAUAUAAAAUUAGAAGUAAGAUGUAAUAAAAGCUUUAUUGGUGUGUUUGA